Bombyx mori (domestic silkworm) is the source of this 5956-nucleotide messenger RNA. RefSeq lists its product as uncharacterized. Gene Ontology annotation, biological process: DNA integration. The coding region runs from base 547 to 5799 and encodes 1750 amino acids. Lineage: Eukaryota; Metazoa; Arthropoda; Insecta; Lepidoptera; Bombycidae. Gene Ontology annotation, molecular function: zinc ion binding; nucleic acid binding. The transcript has a single exon. The record is from RefSeq and is a predicted model, not a curated record.
CGCAGUAAAAAGUUUAGUUGCAAAGCAACAGAGCUGUCAUUUAUAUUUUUAUAAUUUUUAAAUUUUGUUUCUAAUGUCAGAAGGAAUAAACUGUCAGCCAUGAAAGUCGCAUCGUAAUUUUAUUUUAUUUUAUUGUAAAAAUCUUCCUCCUAACAAAUCCAAAGAUAGUAUGAUAAUCUAAAUAAGAAACCGUCCGCUACAUGGUCCAUCGAGCCGAGAUACCCAGGAAAUAAGGGAAGUGAUCAAAGUUUGAUAUUCAGGACAAAUUAGUGAUGUGUAACCCAUUACUCUGUUUUUUUGUUUAGAUUAUUUAUAUUUAUCAUAUUACAAGCUGGGUUAACUAUGUGGUUUGUUUAAUGUGUUUUUGUUGGCAUUUUUUUGGUAAUAGUCACACUUCUAAAAUUAUUACUUAUUUAUUAAUUAUAGGUGCGUACAUAAUAGUGUGACUGUAUAGUUCAUUUUAGUUGUCAUUAUAGUUCAUUAUUUCAAUUGUAACUUCUAUCAAUGCCAGAUUAACUAGCUUGCUUCUGCCCAAAUACUUCCAAAAUGAGUGAGAAAGAAGAAAAGGAGUUAGUUAAAAAACGAGCUAGUCUAAAAGGCCGAUUGACUACAUUCAGAAAGUACAUCGAGGAAUUGAGCGGUACGUUGAAUCAGCAACAAGUAAAUGAAUUGCAAUUAAGAAUCGGUAAGAUCGAAUUAUUAUUUGAACAAUAUGACGUAGUACAAACUAAAAUAGAAUGCCUCGCUGACGAUUUCAGCUCGCAAAGCACAGAGAGAGAAGAUUUUGAAUCAAUUUAUUACAAAUCCCUUUCACAGGCUCAGGAGAUUCUUUCUCGUAAUUCUAAAUUGUUACAAACCCAAGUGCAUAGUUUUGAGGGUUGCUCUCAUGUGAGUAAUCAUAGCCUGGUUAAAUUGCCUACCAUUAGUCUACCCAAAUUUAAUGGUUCAUAUAGCAACUGGCUGGAAUUCCAUGACACCUUCAGUAGUCUUAUACAUUCGAACGAGGCGAUAGGAGAAAUUAAUAAAUUCCACUACCUCAGGGCCUCGCUAGAAGGCUCUGCUGCUGUACUGCUUCAGGAGAUUCAGUUUUCUGCCAGCAACUAUUCUGUGGCGUGGAAGCUGUUAUGUGAGAGGUACGAUAAUAAGCGCCUAUUAAUUCAAACACACGUUAAUAAUUUAUUUAAUGUAGACGCAAUAAAGAGUGAAUCUUCAUUUAAUUUAAGACGUUUCAUAGAUCAGCUGAAUAAAAGCCUCAGAGCUUUAGAGUCGCUGGGUGAACCGACUGAUCAUUGGGACACUCUUCUCAUCCACAUGAUGAGUCGUAAAUUCGAACAGAAGACGCUGCGUGAAUGGGAAGAGUGCAAAGGUCGUCUUGAUAAAGAAAAGCCCAUUUCUUUGUCCAUCUUUAUCGAUUUCAUUCGUAACCGGGCCGAUCUAUUAGAAACGAUGGAAUUUACUCGCCCUAACCUUCCUCACACACAAGUUCAGCCACCACAGUCGCCUAAAGGUCAGAAAAUUAAAACAUUAGUUUCUGUGUCCGGAACGCAGCCGUCGUCGAGUGGCGGCGCUAGUAUUAUUUCUGGUUCCGGUACAACAUCGUGCCCACACUGUAAGGGUGAGCAUUAUCUUUAUAAUUGCGAUAAAUUUCUGAGCCUUAAUAAUGAGCAGAGAUGGGAAUUAAUUCCUCAGUUCAAGGUGUGUUACAACUGCUUUCGUAGUGGUCACUAUUCAAAUCGCUGCAAAAAAGGUGGUUGUACUUUAUGUAAGCGUAGGCAUAAUACGCUUCUGCACACCUAUUCUAAUAAUAAACAGAGAAUUAAUCAGCCCGCUCCUAAGCGUGACACUACGGCAAUCACCUCCGCCGUCCAGCCUGAACCUCCUGGUAACCACGGCCUAACGUUAGCCACGCAUUCUGCCGCCGCACCUUCAGAGAUUAGUAAAGAUGGUAUGUUUGCGACGGCUCUCGUUAAAGUUGUCGAUAGUAAUGGUCACGAGCACAUCAUACGUGCUCUUCUGGAUUUUGCGAGUUCGUCUUGCAUAAUUAGUGAGAAAACGGGUCGCUUAUUGAAUGCCAAGUAUAUUGAUAUAGAUAAACCUAUUUUCGGCAUCGAUAAGACUAGAACUAACACUUCAAAAAUGUGUUAUGUUUCUUUCAGUUCACGCACUGAAAAUUAUUCCAAAUGUCUUCUUUGUUAUGUAUUGCCGUCCAUAACUGACGAUGUGCCUUGCCAUUCAUUUGAUUUUUCGCGUUUAAAUAUUCCCGCUAAUAUUAUUUUAGCCGAUCCCCAAUUUUAUAGGGCGUCAGAAAUUGACAUGAUAAUUGGAUCUAAUAUCUUUUGGGAUCUGCUCGGGACGCGAAAGAUCAAUCUGGGAGAUAACAUCUCGAUCCUCUGGGAAACUCGACUUGGCUGGUUGGUGGUUUCCGGGGAUCUAAGUGAUGGUCAUGGAUAUGCUCCCCUAAUGUGCAACUUUACAAAACUUACAGGCAUUUCUCAAGAUCUUGAUCUCGGCGUUGAUGACGCUCAGAACUUGUUGUCGCGGUUCUGGCAGCUGGAGGAAGUCGGGCUUAAGUCAUCAUACUCCGAGGAGGAACGAAAAUGUGAAGAACAUUUCGUUAAAAAUACGAAACGUCUAGCUGAUGGUCGUUUUUGUGUACGCAUACCCUUAAAACAAUCUGCUGACUGCUUAGGUGACUCUUUGCAACGCGCAAAGAGGUGUCUUCAGGCUUUAGAGCGAAGGUUUGAUAAGGACCCUGCCUUUCGAGACAGGUAUUCUCUCUUUAUGUCCGAGUACCUUUCCCUCAACCACAUGUCGGAAAGCCAACCGACAGAUUCAACAGUGUACUACAUUCCCCACCACGGAGUAUUGAACGAAAAUAGCACCACGACGAAGCUCCGAGUAGUUUUUAACGCCAGUAGUCCUACCACCUCAGGGAUAUCUUUGAAUCAAAUUCAAAUGGUGGGGCCUACUGUGCAAGACGAGCUUCUUUCAAUACUCCUUCGGUUUAGAUUAUAUAAAUACGUUCUAGCCGCAGAUGUGGAAAAAAUGUACAGACAGAUUGCGGUGCAUCCUGAAGACCGAUGUCUGCAGAAGAUUCUCUGGCGCGCGUCUACAGACUGCCCUAUUCAGAUGUACCAGUUGAACACUGUUACGUAUGGAUGCGCAAGCUCUAGUUACCUUGCCACAAGAUGCCUUAAGCAGAUUGGCCUUGAAUGCAGUGACAAGAAGAUCUCAGAGAUCAUCAUUCACGACUUUUACGUAGAUGAUCUCCUCACGGGGUCCGACUCAUUUCAGGAGGCGUUAUACAUUAAGAAGAAAGUUGCCGCAGAGCUUGCCUCCGCCAGGAUGCCUCUGCGCAAGUGGAAGUCCAACGAUCCUCUACUCUGUCUUACUGGUGAUCCGAGCGACAACAGUUCAUCCCUCAGUUUAAACAUCGGAUCCCUUGAAUCGUGUAAGACAUUAGGUCUCAAUUGGCAGACAGCCACAGAUGAGCUUUCUUUCUCUGUCGAUUCGUGUGAAGCCUCGCCUUCUACGAAACGCUCUAUGCUUUCUGUCACUGCACGCAUUUUUGAUCCCAUGGGGUUAGUUUCUCCCUGCAUCGUUCCUAUUAAAAUACUAUUGCAGCGGCUAUGGGUUCAUAAGUUAUCAUGGGACGAAGAGCUCCCAUUUGAAAUAGCCAAAAUUUGGACUAAUAUAAUUAAAAGCCUUCCGCUUUUAAAUAAUUUGCGCAUCCCUCGCCUUAUUGUUUGCGAGGCUUAUACUUACGUGGAUCUCCACAUUUUUACAGAUGCGUCGCAAAGCGCCUAUGGUGCUUGCCUUUAUGCACGAAGCGCGAACGUGUAUGGACGAAUCAAGGUCUCGUUACUUAUGGCCAAGAGUAAAGUGGCUCCAUUAAAGCCAACGACGAUCCCUCGGUUGGAGCUCUGCGGGGCUCUGGUAGGAGUGCGCCUCUAUGAGAAGGCUAUUGAUUCGCUCCGGGUUCAGGUCAGGCAUACUACUUUUUGGACUGACUCGACGAUUGUGUUAGGUUGGCUUAAAAUGUUGCCUAGUAAAUUACAGCCUUUCGUUCGUAAUCGUACGGUGGAGAUCAUGGAGAAAACCGUGAACUGUACCUGGCGUCAUGUUCCCACUGAUGAAAACCCUGCUGAUCAUAUUUCUCGCGGCGUCGAAGUCGUAAAUUUGCAGGGUCUAGAUCUGUGGUGGUCAGGUCCUCAAUUUCUGCAGCAAGACUGCUCUCAGUGGCCUUCCAAUCCAGUCCGGUACAGCGAGUCCAAACUCCCUGACGUUCGUCCUGAAGUCUCGUUGCACCUUUCAGUUCCACGUGAUGAUUCAUUUAUUGAUUUCAGCCGAUUCUCAAACCUAUCUCGACUAAAACGUGCUGUAGCCUAUGCAUUGAGAUUCAUAAAUUUUUGCAGAAAGCUAUAUCCACAAACCAGCCACUUAAGCUCUAAAGAGCUACAGAACGCUUUGAACUUGAUUAUUAGGAAAGCUCAGUCUGAGUCGUUCGUCGAAUACAAGCUCCUAACUCAGGGACAUUCGUUAUCUCCUAAAAGUCCCCUCAACAAGUUCAAUGUCUUUCUUGAUGACGCUCAAAUUAUGCGUGUUGGUGGCAGGUUUGGAAACGCGUCGGAGUUUUCGUAUGAGAAAAAAUAUCCUAUAAUCCUACAGUCCACUCACAUUCUCACAAAACUCGUAUUCAAGGCUGAACAUAUUAAGCUUAUGCACGCUGGACCCCAACUAUUAUUAGCUUCUAUAAGAGAAGUCUACUGGCCUAUUGGCGGUCGCAAUUUGGCCAAGGCCACUUACCAUAAUUGUAUAAGAUGUACUCGCAUGCGAGCACAAACAGUUACUCCUCUUAUGGGAAAUUUACCUGUGCACCGCCUCACUCCUGGUCGCCCGUUCGAGUGUGUAGGCAUUGACUACGCUGGACCCAUCUCGUCCGCUAACCGCCUUGGUCGAGGUUGUAGAAUCGUUAAGGUCUACAUCGCGAUUUUUGUAUGUUUCAAAACAAAGGCGAUCCAUAUCGAAUUAGUAGGUGAUUUAACCAGCAAUAGUUUCCUCUCUGCGCUACGCCGGUUUGUAUCGCGGAGAGGUAAGCCUACUCAUAUAUAUUCGGACAAUGGUACGUCAUUCGUCGGUGCGUAUAAACAAAUCGGUACAUUCUUAAAAUCCAAUUGCAAUUCUUUGCCUGAUGCUUUGAUCGAAGAAGGUAUUAACUUCCACCUGUGUCCACCUUACUCUCCUCAUUUUGGGGGUCUUUGGGAGGCGGGGGUUAAAUCUAUUAAAUUCCAUAUGCACAGAGUAUUGGGAAAUUGUAAUUUAACUUAUGAGGAAUUGAUCACUGUCCUAACGCAAAUCGAAGCAAUAUUGAAUUCUCGGCCGCUGACUCCGCUAUCAAGCGAUCCCGAUGACAUGAUGCCGCUUACUCCUGGGCAUUUUCUCAUUGGCCAGCCCCUUACUGCAAUGCCUGCUGCUGAGUACAAGGACUGCCGGCUAAGCAAUCUCACCAGGUUCCAGCGGUUAGAGCUUAUGCGACAACAUUUUUGGGCCAGAUGGUCAAAGGAAUACAUUAGUGAGCUGCAGCAAAGAACAAAAUGGCGCACCAACCAGUCAUCGCUGAAGCUUCACAGCCUGGUUGUGGUGAAGGAAGACAAUCUCUCGCCACUUAAAUGGAGACUGGGCCGCAUAGUAGCUGUCUAUCCAGGGUCCGACGGAGUCAACCGGGUCGCAGACAUUUGUACCUCAAGCGGAGUCAUCAAGAGGUCUUUUAAUAAGAUUUGUCCCCUGAUUGCGGAUUAGUUUUGGGUUGAAAGGAAACCUUUCAACAUCCGGGGGCAUGUUUGGCACCGCAGUAAAAAGUUUAGUUGCAAAGCAACAGAGCUGUCAUUUAUAUUUUUAUAAUUUUUAAAUUUUGUUUCUAAUGUCAGAAGGAAUAAACUGUCAGCCAUGAAAGUCG